Messenger RNA from Heterocephalus glaber (naked mole-rat), 1629 nucleotides. The record is from RefSeq and is a predicted model, not a curated record. Lineage: Eukaryota; Metazoa; Chordata; Mammalia; Rodentia; Bathyergidae.
AUGUCCGUCCGGCAGGUGGCGCUGGGCCCCGCCUCUGCCGCCCACCGUUUGCGAAGGCGCCGGCGAGGCCGAGGGGCGGCAGGACCAGAGUCCGCUCCUCCUCCCCCGGGCUGGGCGGCCUGGGUGCCCUGGGAGUAUGGGGGGCCCGGCACCCCAGCCCGGACUCCAGGGCUGCGCCCACUGCCCCCCAACUCCCGCUCAGCCCACGUCCACGCGGCCCGUGCGCCCAAGGACUCGGCCCGGAGCCCCGCUGCCGAGCGCAGGGGUCGGGACAAUCUGCAGGGUAACCAGCAGGGCACCGUGGGGCGCUACGCAAGGCGCCAGCUAGUGGGUGACACAAUCCAGGCUGGGCCCAGGGAGCCGCCAGGCGGAAUUUGCACCCAUCCCACAGUGCCUUCAAUUGCAGUUGAUCGGCAGGACUUUGGAAUUUGUAUCGCAGGGCAGAAGGGCACCCGGACUCCUUCAUCAAACAGAACGUUUUCCAUUUCCCACACUGAAACUGCGCCCACGGAACACGACUCUCCUCACCCCGGCAACUGCAUUCCACUUCCUGUUUCUGUGCCCCUGCUGACGGAUGCGGCGUGUGAGCGGAAGCCGACGAGAUUUGUUCUUCUGCAUCUGGCUGAUUUCACCUGGACACGCGUCUUCCAGGCGAAGCCACACGAGGCUCAGGAGCGGACUCACCUCCACUCCAGUGCGCAGGGUGCGGGAAGCUGUUGGCACACCUGGGCAGCAGAAGCCACCGGCCCGGCCUGGCCAGUGUCGCUAGCAACGCAUCGCAGCAGAGAGCAGACCGGAAGGCCAGUUGGCGACGGAUGUGCUCCCAGGUCCCCAGCACUGACGGUCACAGCCUCGAGACUGGUUCCCCCAUUAGCCUCGCUGUCCUCUUUGCAGGAUGGGGGCAGGGACACCCACAGGCAGGGGGCGAGCGGGAACGUGCUCGGUCCUCUCAGCACUCAGGUCCCGGCUGCCAGGUGCCUAGGUCAGGGACUGCGUCUGACUCACCACUGUGUCCCCAGAGCUGUGUCUCCCGAGCCAGGCCUCGGGCAGAGAAUGAAGUAUCUGAAGAAUGAGUGAAUGGCCCUCGAGAAGCUGAAAUUCACCUGGGAAGUGAGGCUGCCACUGCCUGUGCCCCUCACGUGUGGGGGACAGCAGAGGGUUCCGGUCACAGAGGGAGGCAAUCCCUUUGACCCCGCGGUUUCAUCUGUCCAGGAUGCUUUCAAGAGCAGGAAACAGGAGCUGACUCUGAUAGCCCGGCUGGCCGAGUGUGUGUGUGUGUGUGUGUGUGUGUGUGUGCGUGCAUAUGUGUGCGUGUGUGUAAUGGUGAGAGGUAGGGGAGGAUGGUCCUUUGGGUCACAUUUGCCAGGAAAUCAGAUUCCUUCCUUCAAAUGCUGGGGCUUCCAGGAGGCCAAAUAUAGAUUCUUGCUUAAUGCCACGAAAAAGAAAGAUUGCAGUCCACAAAGAGCUUGGGUGACAAGUUCCUUUGGGGACUACCUUACUGCUCUAGACUGGAGGUGGUUUCAGAGCCUGUGAUCCUUCUAUCCAUCUAUCCAUCCACCCAUCAUCCAUCUACCUAUCUCUCCUUUCAUCUAACCAUCCAUCCACCCACUCACCUAUCCAUUCAUCCAU